AAAUACGUCAAUUUUCAAGAAAAUUCAACUCAUCAUCGUUUGUUAACAAAAUUGGUUCUGUUUUGCUAAAGUUUAACCGGAAAACUUAAAUCAUGAUGCAAACAGGAAUACGUCCCUAUUAUCCUGACUAUUCCACAGUUCCCGUUGAACGUCAGAUUAAUCCGUACGCUGAUAAUGGAGGGAGCGUAGUAGCAAUUGCAGGAAAAGAUUUCGUGGUUAUUGGUGCCGAUACGCGUCUCAGUUCCGGCUUUUCCAUUUACACUAGAAACCAGAACAAGCUGUUUCCUCUUUCCGAGACAACCGUUUUAGGAUGUUCGGGCUGUUGGUGCGAUACUUUAACGUUGACUCGCAUUUUAAAGUCUCGCAUGCAAAUGUACCAUCAAGAGCACAACAAGAACAUGUCCACAACGGCGGCUGCUCAAAUGCUUUCCACCAUGUUGUACUACAAGCGAUUUUUCCCUUAUUACAUAUCGAACAUUCUCGUUGGAUUGGAUAAUGAGGGAAAAGGUUGCGUGUACAGCUACGAUCCUGUAGGACAUUGCGAAAAAGCCACUUACAGAGCAGGCGGUUCUGCAGGGGCUUUGCUUCAACCCUUAUUGGACAAUCAAAUCGGGCAGAAGAAUCUACAGAAGCCUUCACAAGAAGAUCUUACUCAGGAAAAAGCCCUUUCUACACUGAAAGAUGUUUUCAUAUCCGCCGCAGAAAGGGAUAUUUACACUGGUGAUAGUGUACUUAUUAAAAUCAUAACAAAGGAUGGAACUAAAGAGGAAACUUUUGAUUUGAGGAGAGAUUGAAUUGAUUAAAAAAUUUUCAUAAAUAUUUGAUGUAACUUACCUUUCUAUUAUCCAUUUAAAGUCUUGGGUUUCCUUAAUGUGUUAAUUUAAUAAAGGUUUUUUUAUAGAAUA
This is a messenger RNA of Phyllotreta striolata, 905 nucleotides long. The record is from the annotation of a GenBank genome assembly. NCBI's taxonomy places the organism in Eukaryota, Metazoa, Arthropoda, Insecta, Coleoptera, Chrysomelidae.